This is a messenger RNA of Balaenoptera acutorostrata (minke whale), 1428 nucleotides long. RefSeq names its product NUT family member 2G-like. The transcript has 6 exons. Lineage: Eukaryota; Metazoa; Chordata; Mammalia; Artiodactyla; Balaenopteridae. The annotation marks the transcript as partial. The record is from RefSeq and is a predicted model, not a curated record.
CUGGGUCCUGGUCUUGACUUUUCUCAUUGAGGCUACCAGGCAGCAGUAGUCCGUGCCCAAGCCUGCAGGACGGCUUCAGAAGGAGCAUGUCCAGUGCUGGGAACGGAUGUGACCAUGAACCCUGGUGCCUCCUUGUCUACUUUCACGGCAGUGCCCUUCCCUCCACCCAUUCCUGGCGCCCAGCACCGGCCACCCUGGCAGCAGCACCUGCCACGUCCCAUCACCCCAGCAUUCCCUCCUGGCAGCAGCCUGCUGCUGCCAGCUUUCCCCAGGACGCCUAUGGUGGCUAAUGGUGGCCUUGGCCCCAGUGCCCCUGGGGCUUGCAACCUCACUGUCCAAGUCAGGUCACAAGGGAGGACAGUGGAGGCCCCCCAGACUCAGACCUCUGUCGUUACUCAGGCCCCCCUCAACUGGAGCGCUCCAGGGGCCCUCAGCAGGAGUGCUGCAUGUCCUGCACCCGAAUUCAUAGCAACCCCUGUGAUGGGGACCGUUGUGACUGCUUCAGCUGUUGGAGUUAGGCAGGCUGGCAAGGGAGGCUGGACCCCAGGCUUUCCUCCUCAAGCUCCACCACCAGCUGCCCAGCUGGCCCCUAUCAUUCGCCCAGUGAACUCUGGGCCAUGGCCACAUGACACUUCCAGGGAGGGCCGCCUGGCCACCAACCAGUCCAACGCCUCGCAGGAUGGCUCCUCUAACCCCCAGAGAGAGUACAGUAACUUCCGACGUUGGCAGCACAUCAAGCCCCUGGCCCGGAGACACUUUCACCUGAGUCCUGAUGCAGAAGCUUUUUCCUGCUUUCUCAUCCCAGUGCUUCGAUCCCUGGCCCGCCUGAAUCCCAACAUGCCGCUGGAGGAGGGACUGUGGAGGGCCGUGCAGGAAUGGCGGCGCUUGAGCAACCUUGACCGGAUGAUCUACUACGAGAGGGCGGAAAAGUUCAUGGAAUUUGCGGCCGAGGAGGAGAUGCACAUUCAGCAUUUGCAGUGGAUGCAGUGCGCGCAGGAUCUGCCUCCUCCAGCCCCACCGAAGCUGGAUCCUCGGGGGCCCCCAACCCCGAAAGUGGGCCCACACAGAUCCCAGGGGAACCCGGAGCCCAAGGCGCCGAAGGAGAUUCCCCCUGAGGCUGUGAGGGAGGAUGUGGAGAGGAUGGAGGCGCUGGUGGGACCCGUCCACUCAGCCAGCGGCAAGUCACAUGCAGAAUGUGGAAAGGACGGAAAUGAGCUGAAGCAGGAAGAGGACGACACCUACUUGGACCCGUGUCUCUUGAGCUACACUGACGAGCUGCGUUCCCGGGAACACUCUGUCACCAAGGUGGAGGCAGUCAUUCACCCUCGAUUCCUGGCAGAAUUGUUUUCCCCAGACCCACAGCUGGAUGUCUUGGCCCUUGCUGAGGAGCUGAAGCAGGAGGAAGGACUCACCCCUGAAGAAGUGAGC